This is a messenger RNA of Loxodonta africana (African savanna elephant), 3348 nucleotides long. It is a transcript of the gene MPEG1, whose product is annotated as macrophage expressed 1. The record is from RefSeq and is a predicted model, not a curated record. The transcript has 2 exons. The coding region runs from base 1 to 2151 and encodes 716 amino acids. Lineage: Eukaryota; Metazoa; Chordata; Mammalia; Proboscidea; Elephantidae. Gene Ontology annotation, biological process: defense response to bacterium.
AUGAACAUCUUCAGGGUUGCCCUCUUCUUCUGGGUAGUGGCAGCAUGGGCUAAAGGAGAUAAGCCCCUGGGAGAGACAGAUAUGGCUGGAUUUCAGAAAUGCAAGAACGCCUUGAACCUACCUGUUCUGGAAGUUUUACCUGGAGGGGGCUGGGAUAAUCUGCGGAAUGUGGACAUGGGACGAGUGAUGAACCUGGCUUACACCAACUGCAGAACCACAGAGGACGGACAGUACAUCAUUCCUAAUGAAAUCUUCACGGUUCCCCAGAAACUGAGCAAUCUGGAGAUGAACUCAGAAAUCCUGGAAUCCUGGGUGAAUUACCAGAGCAGCACCUCCUAUUCCAUCAACAUGGAGCUUGGCCUUUUCUCCAAAGUCAAUGGCAAGUUUUCUCCCGAGUUCCAGAGAAUGAAGACCCUUCAGGUAAAGGACCAAUCUGUCACUACUCGGGUUCAGGUGCGAAACCUGGUCUACACAGUCAAAAUCAACCCAACUUUAGAACUGAGCCAGGGGUUUCUCAAAGACCUCAUGGACAUCUCUAACCAUCUAGAGAACAACCAGACCCGUAUGGCCACCUACCUGGCAGAACUCCUGGUCCUCAACUAUGGCACCCACGUCAUCACCAGUGUGGAUGCUGGGGCUGCCCUUAUCCAGGAGGACCACAUCAGAACAUCCUUCCUACAAGACAGCCAGAGCAGCCACAGUGCAGUGACUACCUCCGCUGGAAUUGCCUUCCAAAAUAUCAUUAACUUCAAAUUUGAGGAGAACUACGUCUCGCAGAAUGCCCUCACCAAAAGCUACAUCUCCAACCGAACGAACUCCAGGGUACAAAGCAUUGGAGGAAUUCCUUUUUACCCAGGGAUCACCCUUCAGACCUGGCAGCAGGGCAUUGCCAACCACCUGGUGGCUCUAGACCGUACUGGCCUGCCUCUGCAUUUCUUCAUCAACCCUGAAAUGCUGCCUGGUUUGCCCGGUCCCUUUGUGAAGAAGUUGUCUAGGACAGUGGAAAUGGCUGUGAGACGGUAUUAUGCUUUCAACACCUACCCUGGAUGCACAAAUUUCAAUUCACCUAACUUCAAUUUUCAGGCCAACACAGAUGAUGGCUCCUGCGAAGGGAAAGUGACCAACUUCACCUUCGGAGGGGUUUAUCAGGAAUGUACCCAGCUCUCAGGGAGUGAGGCAGUCCUCCUCUGCCAAAACCUAGAGCAGAAGAACCCACUCACUGGAGACUUUUCCUGCCCCUCUGGCUACUCGCCAAUCCACCUUCUAUCCCAGAUCCACGAGGAGGGUUACAAUUACCUGGAAUGCCAGUCAAAGUGCACCCUCUUGGUCUUCUGCAAGAAGGUGUGUGAAGAUGUGUUCCGGGUGGCAAAGGCCGAGUUUAGGGCUUUUUGGUGUGUGGCUCAUAGCCAAGUCCCCGAACACUCAGGACUACUUUUUGGGGGCCUCUUCAGCAGUAAGAGCAUAAAUCCUUUGACAAAUGCACAGUCCUGCCCCGCCGGCUAUAUCCCACUGAGACUCUUCGAAAGCCUUAAGGUAUGUGCCUCUCAGGACUAUGAGUUGGGCUACAAGUUUUCCAUCCCCUUUGGUGGGUUCUUCAGUUGUGCAGUUGGAAACCCCUUGGCAGAUUCUGCUGUAAGAGAUUCAGGGGCACCUUCUCUGAAAAAGUGUCCUGGGGGCUUCAGCCAACACCUAGCCCUCAUCAGCGAUGGGUGUCAAGUGUCCUACUGUGUCAAGUCUGGAAUCUUCACAGAAGGGUCCCUGCCUCCUGUCAGGCUCCCACCGUACACCCGACCACCCCUCAUGAGUCAGGCUGCCACCAAUACCGUCAUGGUGACCAAUACUGAGACCUCGAGCUCCUGGAUUAAAGACUACGAGACCCACCAGUGGAGGCUGGGAGAGCCGCUAGAGCUGCGCAAGGCCCUGAAGGUCAUUCAUGAGGAUGAGGGUGGUCUGUCGGGAGGACAAACAGCUGGGGUCAUAUUAGGGGUCAUCACUGCCCUGGUAGCUGCCAUCGCCCUGGCCAUCUAUGGCACGAGGAAGUACAAGAAAAGGCAAUACCAGGCAAUUGAGGAUGAGAAACAGAGUUUGACCCAAGGCCCUGCAGUGACUGAAGACGCCCCUCACCAAGAGCCGGAGCAGAAUCCAGUUUAAAUCUUCCUCGUCUCUCACGGGGGUUGCAAGCAUGCCUCUCGUUCCUCCCCUCUCUACUUCUGCCUUCCCCAUGAUCAAAGUGACAAGGACAGCAAAGAUCAGUUGUGUUUUUCAGUCCAGUGAUCCUCAGUCUGUCCCCUUGCCCCUGUGGGCGAGAAGCCCAGCAGAUACUCGACAAGAAUGCCAAAGGCAGAGAUAGUCCAAGGUCUACAAUGAAUCUCAAAGGACUCAAGGAAUCUCCUGGCUCCCUGGCACAUGGUAAAGGCAUGGGGUGUGACAUUAAAUGCCAUAGGGAUGUCUCUUUCAUUGAAUUCAGAUGUUUCCUUCCCGACGCUGGCAGAAAACUACCCCAUGGUGCUGGGAGCUCAGGAUCAACCUCCUUCUUGGUCUGCUGGUGAGAUAAAUGGCCGCUGGCUAAUAGGAGAACUGGAACUAAAAUGGCAGGAAUAACUUCCCCUUUCAGGGCUCCCUCUGCUGGAGCAGAUUCACAUCCCCAUAGCCAUCUGGAAAGUGAAGAAAGGCUCAGCACCAGCAUGUCCCAAGGAACUGGGUGAUAAUCAUCAGGUGAAUCCGCUGGCCAUACCAAUGCCAAAAUGGCUGCAACCCUAACAGCAAGGAGCUAUGGGGCAGGCUCUCAUGAAAGCUUGGCUUCCGGUUCUAACUUAAGUACCAUUUUUUGAAGGUUCUUUUGUUUCAAUUUUUCUAGCAUCAAAAACCUUCCAAAUAUUAUGAAAUAUAUAUGCAUAUAUAUACAUCAAAUCCCCAAAACAUGAGGUAUAUAAAUUCAAAUUAGUAUCCAGAGGAACUACCCCCAAACACACAGUUCAAUGAACCCACUCUCAAAGGGGAAACUGGGCUUCCCUUCCUGAUCACCCUUCUCUCUUCCCUGACCACCAGUUCAUUACUUAAUGGAAGCCAAAGGCAAGAGGAAUAUUUAGGGGGGGAUGGACCGGUUCUUGUGACACAACCCAGAUGCAGGUUGGACCAGACCAUAAUGUGGUCCCAACCCUGUCAGAAAUGAGCUAGGUGAAUCUGUAAUAGAUGAGGGAGAUGAGGGGGCCGGCACCACCUCUGGGCGCUGAUUCGCCAGUUUACACGGAGACAGAUCGAAGCCCUCAUAGAAACAAAGAUCAAUGCAGAUUGGAUCUGAUCCAAUCUUGAAAGAGCUAAAAAAAAAAAAAAAGAGGUCAGCACACC